Messenger RNA from Helianthus annuus (common sunflower), 1901 nucleotides. RefSeq names its product trithorax group protein osa. The transcript is spliced from 2 exons. NCBI's taxonomy places the organism in Eukaryota, Viridiplantae, Streptophyta, Magnoliopsida, Asterales, Asteraceae. The record is from RefSeq and is a predicted model, not a curated record. The coding region runs from base 347 to 1636 and encodes 429 amino acids.
CAUCCUUGAAAUUAGCUUCAAUUAGUGAAUCCCCUUUCCUGAUAGACUCUCCUAUACAGCCCAUUCGCAUCAACCCUAUCAACCAAGAUCCAUUUUCAUAUUAUUGUUUAGUAUUUAAUGUAAUUUUAUGGUCCCUGUUUUGUUUGCAUUUGAUCGGAGGUCGGAGUGCGACGCAAGUACCCAACAUUCCUCCACCUUCAGAUCUGACAUCGAAUACGACUUCUCCUCCUUCACCCCGGAAGAAGGUUGAACCAGAAUUUGGUUUUUCGGUGAAAGAGAAGCAACCGGUGAUUUCAAGAUUUACCAACAAUCAGAAACCGGUGAAAGCCAGUCUGGAAGGUUCAAGAUGCCGCCACGUGUACGAGGAAGGGGACGAGGAGCAUUCGCCACCUCUCAUGACCAUGAGGCAGGGCCUUCGCAUAGGCGAACCCCAUCAGCAUCCCAUAACACUGAUGCCCGAGAUCUUUGGAGAUCGUUCGCUGAACCCGCCAGGCACUCAGCAUCACUGAGUACCACCCAUUCCCUACCACACUCUUUUGGGCCUCACUCUGAAAAUGGGCCCCACGACUCCCAUGGAUCCUUCAUUCCUCUACCCCAGUCACCUUAUGACUACCCAACACCCGUCUAUCAGGGCCUGUACAACCCUGAUGUCUAUUUGGAAGAACCAGUGGGUCAUAACCCACUUGGACCUGAAGACCACUUCUCGAGUGGCAAUGAGAUGGAGGUCGAUGAGGACGUCGAUCCCUCCAUGCCACCGUCCGGCACUCCAAACCACCCCAUUGAGAUAUCUGAUGGGUCACCGUUCAGGGGAUCACCUUACAAUGGUAUUGACAGCUACGAGGAGAGGUUUAAGCAGCACGACUGGGUUUAUACCCCUAGCUACCAUAAUUCCCCCAUGCACCAGUCCUACCACAGCUCUCCCGUGCACUCGCAGCAUCACUCCCAGCAGCAGCUUCAGCAGCAACCUCAGCAGCAGCAGGAUCCUUCUGAGGGAUUCUGGCGCGACGUGGUCACUCCGCCGCCGCCACCGCCUCCGGUUUUGCCUCCUCCGCCUCAGAGGCAAAGGAGGAACGCCCGUAUGUCUACGCGAGGAGGGAUACGCAUUGGCACCCCUCGACAUUCAGGUAGCAGCCGCUACUCGCCGCUUCACGAGGAGUCAGAGAUGGGAGAAUCUCAGCAUCCCGUCUCAGAGGUUACUUCUGCGCCUAUUGCGCCACUGCCGCCGCAGAACUUUGGAGAGCCAAUCCCUGCGUAUGCUAGCGCAGCACAGUUCAACCCUUUCGAGCCGACUUUUCCCCCAGGUUAUGACUAUACAGGGGAUCCUUACUGGAUGGCUUCGGGCUACAACCCUCUCAAUCAGGAGAAUGCUUUUGGAGGUCCCUGGGCUACGGGACAAUCAGCUUUUGGAUACUCACCGCAAGGAUACCAGCAGCCGCAGCCUCCACAGCCACCGCAGUAUCAGCCACCGCCGCCGGCGCCAAUGAUGUCGCCACCGCAAGUCCAAGAAAUCCUGCAAGGGAUAAACGACGUGCGACGUGAGUUGCGACAGGAAAUGCGGGAAGAUCGCCGUCACAAUCGCGGAAUGUUUAAGAAGAUGGUUGACUUGAUCAAGGGUAAGGGUAAGAAGGAUUAUUAAAUCCUUUGUUGGUUAGCUCAUUUGCUCAUGUCCCUGCGAGGACAUUUAUUCCUGUAUUCUACCCCUGCGUGGGUAUAUUUCUCUUGUUCUACCCCUGCGUGGGUAUGUUGUUUCUGUUAACCCCUGCGUGGGUUUGUUUUGUUUGUUUGUUGUUUAUUUGGUUUAGCCCCUGCGUGGGCAUGUUAUUUGAGUUAAAGUCCCGUUUAGGGCAAAAGUUGUACUAGUCUACUUUAUUUAAAAUGGUUAAUUUAAGUUUUUCAUUUUA